Molecule: messenger RNA, 2507 nt
Organism: Triplophysa rosa
Lineage: Eukaryota; Metazoa; Chordata; Actinopteri; Cypriniformes; Nemacheilidae
Gene: rab36
Product: RAB36, member RAS oncogene family
Exons: 11
Coding region: 1186-1971 (261 amino acids)
Molecular function (GO): GTP binding; GTPase activity
Source: RefSeq, a predicted model, not a curated record
UUAAUAAUCAUUAUUCACUAUCAUCACAAUAAUUGUGAAAUAGAAUAAAACUCCAAACUGAUCUAUCCUGGAUAUAGCCAUUUUUGGCUUUAGUGACCAUUUAAAGGUAUUUACUGUAUGGAAAGUUAUUAAAAGCCAACAUUUCUGAUGCUCUCCAAAAUAAUCUAGAUUUACUCAUAGUGUGAAAAUUAGGCUACAAUCUAUUGUUAAAACUAGGCUCCAAUGUGUUUGGGAUAUCUCAUCAAACGUCUUAAAUAAACAUGUCAUAUGAGCAUGCAAUUUAACCUGCUUGGCAUGACACAGCACUCCGCAUAUAAACCGUUGAAGAUGAUCUGCUGCCACCUUGUGGCCAUUCAGAAUAGAAUUGAGGUCAGAUUAGUAAAUUAAUCUGGACAGUGGAUCAUUAAACACAUUUGUAUUGAUGUAGGAAAAAUAUAGCCUACACAAAUAAAGCGACUUUCCCGAAAUAUCCAUAAGACUGUAUGGAGAUGUACUUCGUUUUUAUUCAGUAAUUUGCUUUUUCUGUUUUACAGAGUAUGCCUACUGUGGACUAAAUUACGUAUCUAAAGUUAAAACAAAAUUAACAGUUUCUGGCUUGGUAUUUGUAAGCAUUUUUAAGUAAUGGUAUUAAAAAAUAUUUUUGCUAUAUGAAACGUAUUUUUGCAUAUUGCUAAGUAUUUACUUUUUCAUAUUUGUGCUGUCUUUGUAUACACGACACUUAAGGUGCGUUAACGCAAUAGGCUAACAUUACAACAUUUAUAAAAUGCUAUUUUUCCAGAUAUACUAAGCCUAUUACCUUUUUAACACUAAAUGUUAACACGAACUAUCAAUAGUAUUUUUUAUAUUUAUUAUUUAAAUUAACAGCAAUAAUAAUAUUGAUAACAUUUUAUGCCAUUUAAAUGAAUAUAAAAUUGUAAGAAAUAACGCUAUAAAAUAUUGUUUAUCAUACAUGAUGCAUAAACAAAUGUAACGUGUAAAUCGUACCAUCCACACAAUACAAUAACAUUGACUGUACGUGCUGUACAGUAGGCUAUAGAUUAGCGCGACGCCUGCGUCACGUGACGGUGAAUUCCGGCUCGUGGUUGCCAUGGAGAUGACGGGAGGAUUUGAUGCAGAGUCAGUGCGCAUUCGGCUGCACUACGAUAAUAUCCCCGAGAGUUUCCCGGACAACCUGCUGACGCCACAAUGCAUUUCGCCCCUCCUGUUAGCAAAGACAGGAUCAUAUCUAAAUUUCCCAAGUGUUAUAAUCCUCAAGCUUGCAUACAGAUGAAAGACGACUGGAAUACAAAAGCCAAGGUGGCUUGCCAAGACAGGACUGCUCGCUUACAAGGAUAUGACAGGCUUAAGAUGUCAAAAGCAGUGGUGGUUGGAGAUCUGAAUGUGGGAAAGACAUGCUUAAUAAACAGGUUCUGUAAAGACGUGUUUGAGAGAGAUUACAAAGCUACUAUUGGUGUUGACUUUGAGAUUGAACGAUUUGAGAUGUCUGGGCUUCCAUACUCUCUUCAAAUAUGGGACACAGCUGGUCAGGAAAAAUUCAAAUGCAUUGCGUCAGCGUAUUACAGAGGUGCCCAAGUUAUUAUAACUGUCUUUGACAUGGCUGAUAUCAAGACCUUGGAACACACACAACAGUGGUUAUCGGAGGCUCUAAAGGAAAAUGAACCAAACUCUUGUUUUGUUUUCUUGGUUGGCACAAAAAGAGACCUCCUGUCUGCAGAGGAGUGCCAAAGAACAGAGAGAGAUGCCAUAAAGAUUGCUGCCGAGAUGAACGCUGAGUUCUGGUCGGUGUCUUCAAAAACAGGAGAGAACAUCUCUGAGUUUUUCUUUCGUGUAGCAGCUCUGGCCUUUGAAGAUGCCAUUCUGAAUGACCUGGAGACAGGAAACAGCACCGCUCAGAUUGGAGAUGGAAAUAUUCUGAAUGAUAAAGCAUUGGAGAAUUCCGCAGCAAAGCCAAUGAAGAACUCCUGCUGUUGAUUAAUUUGGCCUUUAAAUAACUAGAUGAGAGGAUUAAAGAGAAAAAAUAAAUAACAUAGUUAUAAAGGGAUGUGUUUACCUGACAUAACCAACCCUUGGGUUGGUGCAUCACUGCAGUACUUAAUAGCGCUAACCAUUUAUGUGUAUAAGAAUCAGAUGAAAAAUAAGGGGUUUCUCACCCAGGACUCCAAGCAACAAAUUAUGGUUUAUACUGUAGUAUUAAAGUCAGUAUUUUGUACUGCUGCAUGAAUCACUGCCGUUGAUAAUUAUAUGCUAAACUGCUGUAUUUUGUUUGGCAUAUGAAAUAAAUAAUAAUUCAGCAUUGUUUAUGAAAUUCUAAUUCAGUAUUUGUCUUCACCCCAGCUUAAGAAAUGUACAUGUACAGUGAUAGAAUCAAAAGAUGCAUUUCGCAUGAAAACAGAAAUGUCUUGAAAUUCUACAAGUGAUUUUUCAAAAACAGAUGGCUACAUUGUAUCUUUAUUAUUUGCAGCUUUUCUAUAAAUAAAGAACCAUAUUUUGUAUCUUCAAGUAUGUUA